AAAGACAAACCAUUUAUAUUAGGAUUAGAGAAUUUACGAAAAUUAUUUUCUCACAGUUUAAUCCCAAGAAUUGAAUCCUAAGUAAUUGUGUGGGAAGCACACCCAUCAUGCACCUAUACAUGCAUAUAUUAUAAGUUUUUUACGCAUCUUGACUCUGGAAUUAACGAUCGGAUAAACUUUCAAUAGCCUCAAGACUUGGGAUAUAAAAUAAAUAGAUACCUAUUAUAUCAUAUUAUUGUAGGUAAAAUUAAAAAGGCUACCGACAUAUCAGUAUAUCUUAUUUGUCACUCAAUAAAAUCAACACUAGCAUAAUCUAAGGAUAAAGCGAAGAAAGGGGAUUACCCCAACAUUUCACAUGAGACUUGAACUUGUAACCUGUGCUAUGGAGGUUGAAGAACAAACAAUUCUGACACAAGGCCAUAGCAACAGUUCUAUAUGCACAGAAGAUGUCAUAGAGGAUGGAUCUCACAUUGUGCACAGAAAUUCUAUGUAAAAAGUAUUUUCAUAAGUUAUAUAAAUUAAUAUUUACAUAUACGUAUAUACAUGUGUGUUUUGAAAAAAAUGGUGACGUGGCAAAUGAAUUUUUUUUUUUUUUUGGUGGCAGUGAAUGCAGACGAGUGCUUGAUGACAAGAAUGCAAGAGAUGUCGUUGGACUACCAUUUCACAGUGGAGCAAGAAGUGGGCUCUUCCACUUAUGCCUUCUUUGGUUUCAAUGGGACCGCUGGUGUGUGGAGAAUUGCUGCAAUUAAUGAGGCCGGAGGUUGGAAGGACCGGACAACUGUUGAAGAUAUGGAUUUAGCUGUCCGAGCUAGUUUGAAAGGCUGGAAAUUCCUAUACCUCGGUACUGUCAAGGUGAAAAAUGAAUUGCCAAGUACAUUCAAGGCCUAUCGUUUCCAACAACACCGGUGGUCUUGUGGCCCUGCCAAUCUUUUCAGGAAAAUGGUAACGGAGAUUAUAAUGAAUAAGAGAGUAACGUUGUGGAAGAAAGUGCACGUAAUCUACAGUUUCUUCUUGGUUAGGAAGAUCGUCGCCCAUAUCGUCACAUUUGUGUUUUAUUGUGUCGUAUUACCAGCAACUGUUUUGGUACCGGAAGUUGUGGUUCCGAAGUGGGCAUCAGUUUACAUUCCUUCCAUCAUCACCAUUCUCAACGCUGUUGGAACUCCAAGGUCACUCCACUUAUUGGUGUUCUGGAUCCUUUUUGAGAAUGUCAUGUCGCUGCACCGGACCAAGGCCACCUUCAUUGGUCUUCUAGAGGCUGGGAGAGUGAACGAAUGGGUUGUCACUGAGAAACUCGGGGACGCUCUCAAGACAAAAGCAGCCACUAAAGCACCUAAAAGACCCCGGUUUAGGAUUGGAGAACGAAUCCAUUUGCUAGAACUUGGGACCGGGCUUUUCCUCUUCUUCUGCGGUUGCUAUGACAUUGCCUUUGGGAAAAACCAUUACUUCAUCUACCUCUAUGUCCAAGCAAUGGCUUUCUUCGUCAUUGGGUUCGGCUACGUUGGCACCUUUGUCCCCAACUCUUAAGCGUGACUCAUUUCUCUAUUCAUCACCCGCGUGUUUAUCUUACUUAAACACCAAGUGUCAAUGGGGUUCUUCCAUAAUGCAUGUCAGUGGCAUUUUUAGCUACAUUUUUAAAAUUUUGGUUUUUAAUGUAUUAGCUUGUAAAAAAGAACAAAGCCGCCAGUCGUUUCAUUCUUUUUGCUCGAUCAUAAGAAUUCCGAGUCACUGACUCGAAGGAAUUAGCUUGUGUAUAUUCCCAAAUCAAGAAGAUUAUUUUGAGAAAUGGGCAAAGACAUAGAAGCAAAGUAAAGGUAGCAGAACAUGAGUUCCCUGAAAGUAGUAGAUAUAUAAAAACAUGAUCAAAUGGUUUGAUUGUACUUGUGUGAUACUUUCCUAGUAAAUUUGUCCCCUUUUUUUGGUUUUUUUUGUUUCUGAAGAUUGUGUUUGUUUCAGAUGAAUAAACUGAUGGAAACAGGAAGAAAAAAAACAUUUUGUUUUCAGUUUCAUCAUUCAAUUUAUGUACUAUAAUGAUUUUGCA
This is a messenger RNA of Camellia sinensis, 2038 nucleotides long. Lineage: Eukaryota; Viridiplantae; Streptophyta; Magnoliopsida; Ericales; Theaceae. The record is from RefSeq and is a predicted model, not a curated record.